ACAAAGACAGCACGCACGCUCGGGUGUGAGUGCUAUCUCGAAAAUAUCACCCACUUUCUGCUCCAGUUCAAUAUUUCAUAUUUAUUUGCUUUCCGUUUCUGUUUUUCGGCUCUCCCUCCGCUCUCCCGAGCUCCUGGCACUCGCACCUGUACAGGUGAGAUAUGGACAGCCGAUCGACGACACGGGGUGUACUUCGUGGGCCUCGAUUCUUCGUCGGGAGCUGGUGUUUUAAACUUCACCGUCAAAUCCGACGUUUCAGUUACGUUCCGAGUCGCGACAAGUGCAUGUAGUGCCGCCCCGAUCCCAGCGAUCGCUAAGAUAUGGGCCACUCAGUGUGGAAGGUGCCUACGUGUAGCUACUCCGCCAUGGAGCCAUCCGAAUCCCGGGCAGCGAAUUACUUGGGCCAAGGGAAUGCAAACUGUGAUGCCUAGUAGUUUGUUCGUUUGGCUUAAGUUAUUUUCAUGUCCGACUAAAGCGCCACGUGGUGGAGAUCGUUUCUAAUCGGAUCGGAUUGGAUAUACCAGGUGGACAUGGACAAGGAAGUGCUCUUUUGCUCGAGUGAACUAGUGAGUUGGCCACGCUUGGUCAUCCUAACUGGCUACGUCAUCAGGUGAGGAUCGGGGUGAGUGGGAGUGUGAGCACCUGAGCAGCGCCUCCACGAAGCCCCAUCGAUCUGGAAUGAUUAGCCUGGCGCUGAUACCAAAGAGCGACGUGAUUCGCUCCGCUCCCAAAAAGUAGACGCCGGCUGAUUAAUUCCGCCGCCAUAUUCGGCUUCCGUUUGGGUUUCGGAGUCCGAAUCCGAAUCCGUAUCCGAAUGGAGCACUGCUCUUCGGAUGGGGGUUCGGGUUCGGGCUGGGAAUCGACUCCACUUGGUGCGCUGGCACGGUCUCUCGGGCCGUAAACCCAUUAUCACUAUAUUGGUUGUACGAUUUGCGGAUCCGUCGCCAGUUGCCCGACUGUAAAAUCUGAUUUCUGUAGACGUGUCGUCGCUUCGCCACAACCGAUUCGAUACGGCUGGGGAAACUGACUUGGGAACGAGAUAAGAACUCUGUUUUCUCACAGAGAGAAAAACAGACAUAUGCUGGUCAUUUCGAGGAUUUAUCACACCACCCAGGACUGAAUUGAAUGUCUAAAUAAUCAAAGAGAUUGAAUUGAACUGGGGGGAUAUGAUUAAAGAUCAUCGUGCAAGAGCAUAUCCUUUUGAUAUUAUCAACAUUUGAAAUUAAGCGAUUUGAAAUUAAGGUAUCUAUGUUACCCUGGAUGUACUACAUAGGUUUUUCCCAGUGCAGUGGGGUAGCAAAGGGUUUCUGGGUAGGACAAACGUGGCACUCUGCGAGUAUAAGGCGAAAAGGUAGCCGAAACCCAACUGAUAAUUGUGCAACGUACACAAACCUUGCUCGCAUUGCUCCACUUGCUCACGGGUUAUCAGUUGGAGUGACAAGCGGAAAUUAAAGUUGAAAUCGACACGAUUAUUUCAUUAGUUCUGUUUGCGAAGGGCCGAACAAGUGGGCGUGUGCCGGGGGGUGGAAGUGGGUGGUAUCCGAAAGGUCGGGCAGGAGUUGGCAAGGUCACCCGGAUGUUUAUAUUCGGCAGUCUAGUUGCCGAUUGACGGAUUGAUUGUCAGUGGCCAUAACUAACCAAUUAGCGAUUGCCAUUCGUAGCAGGCAAAGCCAGGCACAUCCUUGGGUGGUUGGAUCCGACGGGCGGUGGGUCACCAGGUGGCUUGGGAGCCUUUGGUGCUCCAAGGUGAAACGCAAUCAGAAAUAAGUGCGCCCAGCCAAGUCGAAUUAAGCUGGAGACUUGGACCCAAUUCCAUCAGGUGCAAGCGACAGAAACAGCGAAGACAAACAGAGGCCACGUUUUCAGUAGGGGGAGUACAGUGAAGCCUCCAAAAAGGGGUCAGUUUCGCAGAAAGCCGUCUUAAUCUUAGAAAUUUGUCGAAAGGGGAAAAUAAGGCUAAUAGAACACACAACUCAGACUGAGAUCCAGGAUCGGAUACAUACCCUGGUCAGCUAUAAGGAGCGUCCACUGUUCGAGAGCACAUGGAGCCCUGGGAAGAUGUCAUUGGUUUGGACGUGGACGAAAGCGAAAGGUGUAGACGCAGACAAAGACGGAGACAGAACUUCAGCGAAUAUGCCAAGACACGCAACAACAAUGGAACCGUCAAAAGGGAGAGGCCAAGAUGGAGAACACGGCGAGAAGACAUUCUAAUAGUACAAUGCCUCGGGUCGACAGGGCGUAUUAAAAUGUAGCAGCAAAGGAUAUGAGCCACCAUCAAAGAGUCCUUAUCUAUAGAGCUCCAACAAGUAAAACUCCUCCAACUUACAGCUCAAGUUCUUUUAUAUGAAUUCUAGAUCACAACCCCAUAAUAUGCUUUGUAUUUUUAUAACCAGUAGCUUGCGGGGUUAUAUGCGCAAUAAAUUUUAUGAUCGGAAAUUCGUAUGCGAUAAGUACUGUUGCGAGUUAGGAUCAUAAAUGUUUUAUCUUCGAAAACCAGUUUUUGGUUUUGCUUAUGGUAUAAGUUCGACAAUGUUGAUCAAAUACUUAAAGUUUAAGCAGAAAUAAGGAUAACAACUUUUACUAGGCUAGUUUUUCUCGCAGUGCCUCUGGUAACUAGCAACAAAUGGGCAGUCGGCAGUUGGGGGCGUGACAGCAACCGUGAAAAGAACUCGAGGAUGACAGUUAUGGGUUACAAAGGCAAGGAUUGAAUCAAAUAAAUAAACGCGCAAGGUUCUCGUCAUGGAGCGCGACUCACUGGGUCGGAUACACGGGGCGGGGAUUUAUAUGGGAUUCGAUUGAACGGGUUGAGCUCCGCGCGGGGGCAGGGAUUCGGGCAUGGGCAUGGGCCUGGGGGUAACCUUACCACGUCCACGUCCACGUCCAUGUCAAGUUUGCAUGCGGCUGCAGGUAAUUCCCCAUUUCACCCGCCUUUACAUAAUCACAACAAAUGAACGAGGAAAGGCGACGGAUGGCGAAUCUAUUAGCAUAAGGGCGCAUAAAACGGCGCCGUAGCCGGAUCCGGCUGGAUUCCAUCGAGGAUUCGCACUCGUCGACUCAGUUGCAGUGGAGCCGUGGAGCCGCGAUGAACGUCUGGAAAGCAAAGGUCCUAACGGAAGUCCCUUUCGGACACGUCCUCAUCGUCAGUGGACGCGUCAAGCCUCAUCCGAAUAAAAUUUCGCUGGACCUCACGGACAAUGUGAACGCGCAGAACGAGAGCGAAACGGUGUUCCUGAAGAUCGAGGCCAACUUCCGCGAGGGCCAGAUCAUCCGCAGCAUGUUCCAGCCGGGCGAGGGAUGGCAGCAGGAGGAGAUCUCCAAGAACUGGAAGUGCGACGGCCCCAAGAAUCCGCUGCAGCCGGGCCAGAGCUUCACCUUCCGGGUGGCGGUGCUGCAGCGAUGCUUCGAGAUCUACGUGAACGAUCAGCUGUACGGGUCCUUCGAGUUCGUGAAGUUCCCCAAGCAAAUCAACUACGUGCGGACCUACGGGGACUUCGAGAAGAUCACUCAGUUCCACCACCGCAUGCUCUUUCCGCUCGUCUUCCCCAGAACGCUCAUGUGUCCGGACAAGGUGGCCUUCCAGAGCGACGUGCCCAGGCGAUACGAAACCGGCACUGUGGUGGCCAUGGAGUGCAUCGCCAAGGGGCCACCGACCACGGAGUUCUCCAUCUGCUUCCAGUGCAACGACACCGGGAGGACGGUGCUCCGCUUCCACGUGAACUUCGAUCGGACAACGGUGUCACGCAGCUACCAGCGCGAAGACAACAGCUUUGCCUUAAGCGACGAGGAGACCGAGGGCGAAUUCCCAUUUGUGCGCGGAAAGCUCUUCAAGAUCGCCUUUGGGCUCGGGGAUCGGGCUUUCCUGAUCGCAGUCAACGGUCAGUACUUCACCUACUACAACUUCCCUGGACGCCCCUUCUCCAUAUCCACUUUGAAGUGUUUCACCAACGAAGUGGGCGACUUCGCCGUGAGGAGCAUGGAGUACCACUCGGAUUCCCCGCUUCUGUCCCGCGUGGAGAAGUUGUCCAUCAUUUAAUCGAAAGUGAUUCCAGAAGUCUUCUUAAUCGAUUCGAUGUCUCGUAGUAUGCUCUUUGUUCAAUCGUUGGCUUUGAUCACCGUACAGCACCAGUUAACUUCUUAUUGUGAGCAUAUAAAUAAAGCAAAGCAGCUCUCCAAACUUACAAA
Messenger RNA from Drosophila teissieri, 4182 nucleotides. RefSeq lists its product as uncharacterized. NCBI's taxonomy places the organism in Eukaryota, Metazoa, Arthropoda, Insecta, Diptera, Drosophilidae. The transcript has 4 exons. The coding region runs from base 3083 to 4033 and encodes 316 amino acids. Gene Ontology annotation, molecular function: carbohydrate binding. The record is from RefSeq and is a predicted model, not a curated record.